Aspergillus nidulans FGSC A4 is the source of this 768-nucleotide messenger RNA. RefSeq lists its product as uncharacterized. Bases 1 to 768 code for a protein of 255 amino acids. Gene Ontology annotation, molecular function: flavin adenine dinucleotide binding; oxidoreductase activity; oxidoreductase activity, acting on the CH-NH group of donors, oxygen as acceptor. The record is from RefSeq and is a predicted model, not a curated record. The transcript has 3 exons. NCBI's taxonomy places the organism in Eukaryota, Fungi, Ascomycota, Eurotiomycetes, Eurotiales, Aspergillaceae.
AUGGCCCCUUUCUCAAAGUCUAUCCCAAUCGCAAUCAUCGGCGACGGCGCCUUCGGCCUGUCCACAGCCCUACACCUCGUGCAAAACGGCUAUACAGACAUCACCGUCUUGGAGCAAGAUGAGAAGAUUCCUCCGCCAUACUCUGCCGCCAAUUAUCUCAAUAAGAUCGUGCGGGAAGAGUACGAGGAUCCAUUUUACACGAAUUUGACUGUACUCUGCCCGAUGGGCAGCGGGUAUAUCAAUACCGACAAGGCGACUGGCGUCUCGCACUCGCCCUUCCCUGUGAACCAAGAGGCAUCUAGCGGGUUCUUGCCAGCCGAAGACGAAACCCGGAUUCGCAAAUUGCUCCAGCAGACAUUACCGGCUUUAGCGAAUAGACCGCUUGUGCUGAAGAGUCUGUGCUGGUUUGCGGAUACGAAAGACAGCGACUUUAUUAUCGAUUUCGUGCCAGGGAGUAAGGGAAGUGUUGUUAUCGAGUCAGCGGACUCGGGCCACGGGUUUAAGAUGUUUCCCAUAGUGGGGAGCUGGACAAGUUUGCUUUCGAAGAGACACACCCCCAACUCCAUUCAUAGCGGAAAACCUAACCGUAGGUAUAGACCCUCGGCAAGCGCCCCGAUCUCGGGAUCUCCGAUAAACACCAGCCUAUGCUCUAUCGUAUCAAUAAACACUGGUAUGCUGUUAUGCUGUUAUGACCCAAUAAAUCCCAACUUGGACUCCUAUCCUUUCCAUCACCAGUUCUCAAAUAUUGCCACUCUGCCGCGACCCUGA